This is a messenger RNA of Saprolegnia diclina VS20, 1131 nucleotides long. RefSeq lists its product as hypothetical. Bases 21 to 926 code for a protein of 301 amino acids. Gene Ontology annotation, biological process: phospholipid metabolic process. The transcript is spliced from 3 exons. The record is from RefSeq and is a predicted model, not a curated record. NCBI's taxonomy places the organism in Eukaryota, Oomycota, Saprolegniomycetes, Saprolegniales, Saprolegniaceae.
CUUUUUUUUUGCGUCGAUCGAUGGCUCUCCGACGCGCGGUGCAGCUCGCCGGUCUUGGCGCCGGCGCCACAGUCGCUGUCGGCGUCGCCGGCCUCUGCCUGGACGCGCCGCCGGCCGACGAUGGCAGCCCUGACUACCUCGCCAAGCACGCCCAGCACGUCGCGACCCGCGACCGCCUGCCCGCCGUGUUUUACAGCGCAGCCCGCUCUACCUUUCUCUUCUAUCCCGCAACGCUCGUCGCCAAGGUGUACCUUGGCGCUCUGAACUCGUUCUCAAUGCAGAACGAAGACGCGCUCGCCAAGUGGAUCUUAGCGCGCCCGCGCCACCGGUCGCUCAUUACAGUGACGAACCACUCAUCGACGGUCGACGAUCCGGCGCUCUUUGCACGCAUGCUGCCGUGGGCCUGUGCGAAUCCUCGGGUCUCGCGCUGGGGGCUGUGUAGCCAAGAGUAUUGCUACACCAAGGGCCCAUUGCUCUCGGCGGUCUUUUACGGCUCCAAGACACUGCCGAUCAAGCGCGGUGCGGGCAUUGACCACCCCAUGCUCCACGAUCUCUUCAAGAAAGUGCAGAUGGGCGAGUGGGUCCAUGUCUUCCCCGAAGGCAAAAUCGUCCAAGGCGGCCAUCUUGGGCAGCGCGACGAGCCAAUGCAAACUAAGAUCGGAGGGCUCAAGUGGGGUGUCGGGAAGCUCAUUGCUCGCGCAGAAGAGACGCCGAUCGUCGUACCGAUCUACCAUCUCGGUCUGGAUGCCGUUAUGCCGCAGAACGCCAACCACAAGCUCAAGAGCAUGAUCCCGACCACGGGCAACCAUGUGCAUGUGCGCGUCGGCGAGCCAAUCUACUUUGACGACCUCUUUGAAAAAUACGCAAAAGACCGCGUCCAAGGCGCCGAGGUACGUCCCAAACUCCAUUUUCUCAUGGCAUGUUGAUGAUGUAUCGAUGAAUCACUAGAGCCCGGACUUAUGGGUGUCCCAGACGUCCGAGCAUGCGCUGUACUCAGACAUUACCCGUCGCAUUGAACAGGCGCUUCUGGCUCUCGAAGCGCAGUGCUACGAGGACUUGAAAGUGCUCUCGCCGUAGUAGACGUGUAUGGCGACGAUAUACUACAAAAUAUACUCUUCUCUUGCUGCGUAA